Myxocyprinus asiaticus (Chinese sucker) is the source of this 5330-nucleotide messenger RNA. Its product is annotated as endoglin-like. NCBI's taxonomy places the organism in Eukaryota, Metazoa, Chordata, Actinopteri, Cypriniformes, Catostomidae. The record is from RefSeq and is a predicted model, not a curated record. The transcript has 14 exons. Bases 200 to 1882 code for a protein of 560 amino acids.
GACAAAGUUUCGUUCAACUGACCACUAAAUGUCUCACUGACCGCUGGAUUACUGGACUACUGCUCAACUUCACAUGUUUUAAGUGUUCCGCGCGAGCGAGGAAGUGUUGCGUGGAAUAUUGUGGUCACUCCCCUGAAACAUCAAACACUAUUAAUACUGUGUUGAGCUGAAUUCAUCAUUAGAGACAUUGACACCAAACAUGAAGAUCAUCGGGACACUGUUGGCUUUACUGAUGUGCCUUAGAGCUUCAGCUGCAGAUUCCAGUGGAAUCUGUGAACCGAGUUAUGUACCUGGAAAUGGCAAUGAUUGGAUCGUCCUAAAGGGAAUGACGACAGGCUGCUCGACAGACUUCAUCACUCAGGACGGGUUGCAAGUUCACAUCCUUAAUCUGCUGUUCUCACCAGAAAAUUUAAUGGCAUUCUCCCUCAACGUAACUGCAGCAAACCCCUCCAUUCUGAUCAUCACCUCCACCAGCGCACAAACCAUCCAAAUCGUGCUUUAUGAUAAUCCAGCAGUGAGCCUCUAUGUUACAAAUGGAACUUCAGUAAAUUUUCUCCCAAGAGGUCCUGUACAGACACAGGUUGCCCCGUCCACAAAGGGAGAUGCUGAACUUCUGCAAUGGGCAACAGAUGAGUUUAGAGGAGUCACAUCCUUUACCACUGUGCGAGACCCCAAAACCAUCACUUUCACAGGCAUGAAGGGUUCACAUCUACCCUCCAGUUGUGAGCUGAAGUCGGAGCUGGCAGCAGAAAAAGACUUGAUUGAGCUGGACGUGGAUACAUCAUCUAACGAUCUGAAAUCAUGUUAUGUGGAGGAUUCUGGAGAAGAAGUGCACAUUAUCAAUAUUCCAGAUGAUAUCAGAAUAAGGCACGUGUCUGUGCAUUUGCCACCAGACUCUAAAGUGCUCUUGAGAGGUCCACCACACACUCAGUGGACAAUCCAUGCAAAUUAUGACAUCAAAUUACUGUCUAAUAAUCAUGUAUUCUUUAAUAACCUGACGAUGAAUCGGACGACUGCGAUCUCAGAUGAUGCUGCAGACAUCAUGCAGAAGGUCUUUUCAUACUUCAACAGCAGAUCAGUCACCAGUUACUCUGAGAUCCGUCUGAACAUCUCUGCAGUCCAUCUGAGGAUUGGAAGUAACAUGAGCCAUGCAGAUCCAUCAAUAGUAUCAGAAAUUGAGGACACCACCUCAGCUCCCAGUUCUUCAUCGGUUCCUAUUCAGAUGCAGCUGUUCUUGUCUCCAGACUAUAAAUCACCUCUGGAUCCCAGCAGCAAAGUUUACAGUGACAAGAUGGUCUAUGCAGAGAUCUCUUAUCAAACGUAUGGAGGGAUUUACUUCAGCAUUAAAGUGAUCAGCUGUCGAGUGCGCUCUAUGGCACUGGAGAGGAACAUGCCUUUUAAAGUGGAGACAUGUGUCAAAAAAGACUGUCCCAAGAGACUUAGUUUCUCCUUUGAGCUGCUUCAAGAACUUCCAUCCACCUCGUGGGAACUGGAGUGUGCAGUUCAGCUCUGUUACGAUGGGAUCGGGUUUUGUCAGAAAGAAACAAGUGUCAAGAGGAACUUGCAGGUCAUCAAGUCUUAUAUACCAAGCACAAAUCAGUGUUUUGAUUUUGGACUCUCGGCUGUUCUGGGAAUCGCAUUUGGAGGAUUCAUGAUCGGAGUUCUGCUCACCGGAGCUCUAUGGUUCAUUAAAAUACGCACAGGUCAUGCAGCGUCUUUGAGAUCAACCGCAGCCGACCUCUCAGUUCUCUCGAUAUCAGGAUGCCCGUGUGGUCUGACCAAACGUCAGCCCGUGCCCACCCACCCAUCACCCUCUGAGAACAGCAGUGCCAACGCCAGCAUUGGCAGCACCCAGAGCACACCCACCAGCAGCAUGGCGUAAUGCCCAUCUCUCUUUCUCGAACCCGUUUCACUCCAAAUAUCCCACACGAGAGAAAUUGAGAGACAUUCUUUGUACCUUGCACUUCUCCAUUCAAUCUUCAGUGACGGGAAGUCAGCAGGGACAAUGAAAAAAAAAAGAAACCUUGGCUCCCAGUAACAGGAAAAACAAAGCAUAACCCCCAGGAACUAACAGGAAAUUCGUCGCAUUCUUGUGCCUGCGCCUCUCUGAUGUAGGCAAAAUAAGUAUAAAAAAAAAGAAAGACAAGCGGCGCGUCGACUCAGUGACGCAUCAGUGCUUUCAAAUGUAGCUAAUUACAGCUCAAGGACACGUUACCCAGUCGUAUUCACUGCUCCGGCGACCAAACUAAUGUCAACAAACGCCUCAAACAAACACAUUGGACUGAAACAAACAAUGAAUCAGAAUAUUGUACAAGAUCUAUAAAUAGAAUAGGAAUGAAAUUGAAAACAUGUAUUUUUCAGAAUUCUUACUGUAAAAGUCUCACUUGGGACAUUUUGGGAAAAGGCUACCUCUGAGUCUUGGUGAUGUAGAAUUGUUAAAUAUUUUUUGACUGAGUGGAUCUAGAAAACUAGAAACCGUGGUCUCAACGAUCAGUUUCCUACGGAGCCCCUUAGAUGACAGGAAGGGAAUUUAUUUUAUAACAUAGUUUUGCGUUCCCUCACAAUUAUAUUUUUUAUUUGGUUUUCAAAACCAUGGUUUCCACCAAAAAAACAUGCCCUUAUAAAAAGUAACCAUGAUUUCACUAGUAAACCUGCAGUAACCAUGUAACCAUUAUAUUUAUUUUAUUUUUUGGCCACAAUUAACACAACUUAGCCAUGCCUUUACUAUAGUAAAACUAUAGUAACUAUAGUAUGUAUAUAUAUAUAUAUAUGUAUAUAUAUAUAUAUAUAUAUAUAUAUAUUUUUUUUUUUUUUUUUUUUUUUGCAGGAUGAUUUUAAUUUCUUUCAGCAUACUUUUGGUUUUCUGGUAUUUUUUAUAGCUUUACUUCAAAUAUCAUGGUUAAAAUAUGGUUACUGUAGUAAAAACCAUAAUAUAUUUUGUGGUUAUAUUUUUAUUACAAAUACCAUAGUUGAAUGAGGGAUGGAUAAAGCUAUUUUGAGGGAAUACAAAACUUUUUGUGUAAGAACGCAAAACUAUUGCAAAGAAGUGCAAAAGUAUUUAAUAAAUUCCCUCCCUGCCCUCAAAGGGGCUCCAUAGUUUUCCUAUUAACUUUUGUUCUUUACAUCUCACAAAAAUCACAAAUAAAUUGAAGCAUAUUAGGACCAUUUUUCCAUAGUGACUUUUUUAAUGACAAUUAAACAAAUUAAUGCAAGAUAGAAAAAUAAAAAUAUGUCAAAUGUGUAGUAUUUAUACAUCAUGGUAAUAGUUGUUGUAAUGCCUUUCAUUUAUUUUGAUUUGAAAUAAAUAAAUACAUUUAUUACAGUAAUUUUUGAUGUGCAGUUAAAAAUAGCUAAAUUAUGAUCACUAAAAAUAAAGGGGAUUGCAAAAAAAAAAAAAUGGGGUGCUUAAUUAUCAUGAAAAUAAUGUCACUAUACAAUUAAUAGUAGUUCUAAAUUUAGGCUUAAUUUUCUUUAUGCACAUAAAAUAUUACAAACACACACAGAUUAUAUAUAUAGUACAGUACUGUGCAAAUCUUUUAGGAACUUGUGAAAAAUAGUUUUCAUCUAUCAAUUAAUGUCAUACAAAGUACAGUAAACAUUCCAUUCCAUUCUCCAGGUACACCUGGACAGUUUUCUUUGGUUGUUGGCAGAUGGGAUGUUCCAAGCUUCUUGGAGAACCUGCCACAGUUCUUCUAUCUAUUUAGGCUGUCUCAAUUGCUUCUGCCUCGUCAUGUAAUCCCAGACUGAUUCAAUGAUGUUCAGAUCCGGGCUGUGCGGGGGUCAUACCAUCUGUUGCAGGACUCCUUGUUCUUCUUCUAUUCAAUUCUAUUUGCAAAGGGAACGGUGAAAUCUAAAAUUGAUCUUUCCUUCUGAUACAAAAAAAAAGCAGAAUAUUUAAAAUAACCAUCUUAUGACAAAUGUUUUAUUGUGUGAAACAUAUAAUGCACCUUAGACUUUUGCACAGUACUGUACAUAUUCCAUUUGAUUUUGGGGUAAAAUGUGACCUGGACAUACUUUCAUUGGAUUCACCCAAUGUCACAAGAUGAAAAGCAAUUAUAGCAUGGUGUUGCAUUUGUAAUAUUGCUCUUUGUGUAUUCUAAUAUAUUCAGUUUUUAUUAGGUGGUAAGUUUUAGUAAGCCUACAGUAAUUGAUUAGAGACAAGUAAUUAAUCUGCCCAAUUAUGUGAGUGUAAUGUAUGUGUGGACAGGGAAACCACAGUGAACAUGUCUUUUACAUUAUGUAUAAAAGAUUUUUUACUAUAUUCUUAUUUUCCCAAUGUGCAUUUUUUAUUUUAAUUUUUACCUCAAAAGAAACCUCAUAUUACAGUUUUCUGUUUAGUCGAAAGCAGGAAUUUCCACAACAGAAUACAACAUUUGAAUAUUGGAAGUCAUAGACAAUUAAAUGUUUUCAGAAAACAAGCAUAAUCAAGAGCAACUUUCUUAUGAUGUAGCUUAUUUUACGACAGUUGAUUUCAUACGAAUUUAUUCAUGUAUUUGUAGAUUAUUUUUAUUUUCUGUAUGUGUGUGUGUUUGUGUGUGUGUAUGUGUGUGUGUGUGUGUGUGUGUGCGCAGGUUUAAGUGGUUUACGAGGACUUUUUUUAGGUUACAAACUGGUAAUUACAAGGGCAUUAUGCUAUAAAUGUGGUUUAUGAAGACAUUUCUAGUGUCCCCAUAAUUCAAAUCACUUAAAAAACAUACUAAAUUAUGUUUUAUUGAAAAUGUAAAAAUGCAGAAAGUUUUUUGUGAGGGUUAGGUUUAGGGGUAGGGUUAGGGUUAGGGGAUAUAAUCUAUAAUUCAUUCAGUAUAAAAAUCAUUAUGUCUAUGGAGAGUCCUCAUAAUGAUAGCUGCACCAACAUGUAUGUUUGUGUGUAUGUAUGUUUGUGUGUGUGUGUGUGUGUGUGUGACAGAAGAACAAGAGACAAGACAAAGUUAGUUAAAAGAAAUAGUUCAGACCAAAAUAAAUCAUAAUUCAAAAAUGAUUCAAAUAAUUCAUAAAUCCAAUUGCUUUGGUGGCUGAACUAUUCUUUAAACAUGAGAUGGAUGUGAAAAAGAAAGAAAAAUGCCACUUGAGCAUUUGUGCAAUAUCUGUGGUAUUCUUUUAUAAUGUCAAUGUAAUUUUUGUCUCUUUAUGUAAAUUGUUUUUAAUACUGCACUCGUUAUAUCAACUCAACAUUUGUAUUGCAUAUUCUGUUUUCUCUGGAGUGUUACCUUUUAAAGCACUUACUGACUGUAUGUUUAUUAUUUGAAUUCAUAUUUGUUCAGUUCUUACCCUUUGAGCAAGUACUCUAAUCAAAUGUUUUAUACUUUAAAUUAAAUCAUGAUCAUUAAUAA